This is a messenger RNA of Phaethon lepturus (White-tailed tropicbird), 1458 nucleotides long. It is a transcript of the gene FASTKD4, whose product is annotated as transforming growth factor beta regulator 4. The transcript is spliced from 7 exons. Gene Ontology annotation, biological process: regulation of mitochondrial mRNA stability; mitochondrial RNA processing. Gene Ontology annotation, molecular function: RNA binding. The annotation marks the transcript as partial. NCBI's taxonomy places the organism in Eukaryota, Metazoa, Chordata, Aves, Phaethontiformes, Phaethontidae. Gene Ontology annotation, cellular component: mitochondrial matrix; ribonucleoprotein granule. The record is from RefSeq and is a predicted model, not a curated record.
AUGGCAGCCUGCUUGGUGCGACGCUGCUGCUGGCGGCACUUCGCUGCCUUCAUCUCUACUCCCUCGGCAGUCCCGGCUUCUCUGCUGGGGCCAGCUGGGAAGGUGGCGAUGGCAAGAGCUCUGCCUCAGACACCCUUGGCUUCGUUUCAUAGUUCAAGCCCUUCCAGUUGGGCAGAUGGAUUCUCAGUCAUAGAGCAGGUGGAGGACAGCAGAAACCCAGAGCACAAAGUGAUCAGGGAACUGACUGAAACGGCCACAAGUCCUCAGGAGCUCCUCCAGUUGAGCGAAGACCAUGCUCUUAACAGCAACCAAGCCUCACUAAUAAUUACUCAACUUUCCUGGCUCGCAGCGGAAAAAAAGCUGGAAACAGAGAGUAUUCUGCAAGAUGAACGUUUUGAACAGCUCAUCAGCAUCACAGAUUCCCAGAUUUCUCAGGUGUGGAAUAACACCUUGGUGAACCUCCUGAAGAGCCUCUACGCCCUGGGGAUGGACAGCAACAGGAGAGAGAUGCGGUCGGUGGAGCAGGAGGUGCUGUGGCGGCUGCGGCGCCUCACUUUCAGGCAGCUCGCCUCCCUGGCAGAGUUCUUGGCAAUGAAGCAGGGGAAGGAGAGCCAGCUGCUGAACGAAGUCAUCAAGAAACUGGAGCUGCGUUGGACGGAGCUUGAGGGCACCCGAACCGUGGUGAUGCUGAUGGGCAAGGUCGGGCACGUCUCCCCGGCUCUGAUGGACCGGCUGGAGGACAAGGCUCUGGAACUUGCUGAACAGUUCAACCCCGAUGACAUCCGGAAAAUAAUGCUGGCUCUGGCUUACCAGAACCGGCGCUGCGUGCCUCUGCUCCGAGCCUUGUCCUACCACCUGGUUCAGAAGCACGCUGACCUCAGCCUCAACGUCCUGACAGACCUGAUUUUCGCCUAUGGAAAACUGAAUUUCCACCAGCCCCAGGUCUUCCAGAAGAUAGCCACUGACCUGCACCCCCACCUUUCCACGAUGACGCCCGUCGAGGUGACGCGCUGCAUCAGAUCCUUCGCCCUCGUCAAGUGGCUCAGCCUGCCGCUGUUUGAGGCCAUUGCACAGUACGCCCUGGACAACACCAAGCAGCUGUCGGUCACCCAUCUGUGCAGCAUCAUCUUGUCUUUUGCUCGCCUGAACUUCCAGCCCAGCAGAAGUGAGGACUUCUUCAACAUGGUCCAUGAGGAGCUCCAGGGCCAGCUGGACAGCCUGGAGCCUCACCUGCUGACCAACCUGGUGUGGUCGCUCUGUGUGCUGCAGCAGGCCAAGGCUCCCUACCUGCAGCGAGUGCUGACGCCCGACUUCUAUGCUCGGAUCCGAGGCGACCAGUCCUUCAAGACCCAGAACUUACGGCUGAAGCUCAUCCACAUCAACGCUGCUGCCAAGCUGGAAAACCCCAGCUACCGGGGGCCGUUCCUGCCGGCAGAGAUGCUGAGCCCAGUGGAGCCG